Molecule: messenger RNA, 445 nt
Organism: Lycium barbarum (goji berry)
Lineage: Eukaryota; Viridiplantae; Streptophyta; Magnoliopsida; Solanales; Solanaceae
Exons: 1
Coding region: 109-321 (70 amino acids)
Source: RefSeq, a predicted model, not a curated record
CUUCUCCUUCUUCACUAAGAAAGAUCACUAUAUUUGCUUUAAAUAUCCUACUACUCGUUUCCAAUCAAUACAUACUAAAAACCAAGCAAGAGAGAAAACUAAAUAGAAAUGCUAGUAGACUGGGGACCAGUAGUGGUGGCAGUGGUGAUGUUCAUCUUAUUAUCACCAGGACUCCUAUGUCAGCUACCAGCAAGAAUUAGGGUCAUCGAGUUUGGGAACAUGACCACUAGUGGAAUUGCUAUCCUGGUUCAUGCCAUCUUAUAUUUCUGUUUAUAUACCAUCUUGAUAGUUGCCGUUGGUGUCCACAUACGAUCUGGUUGAUACCUUACUACUUCAUGUGUAUAUUAUCCCGUAGUUGAAAGUGACUAUUGGUCUAUUUGAGCAUUUUAAUAUUAUUAAGUAUUGUAUUAAAGUGACUCAUACUAAAGUACCACAAUUUGCUGCA